Molecule: messenger RNA, 4019 nt
Organism: Gekko japonicus
Lineage: Eukaryota; Metazoa; Chordata; Lepidosauria; Squamata; Gekkonidae
Gene: UBA6
Product: ubiquitin-like modifier activating enzyme 6
Exons: 33
Coding region: 502-3663 (1053 amino acids)
Biological process (GO): protein sumoylation
Cellular component (GO): cytoplasm; SUMO activating enzyme complex
Molecular function (GO): SUMO activating enzyme activity
Source: RefSeq, a predicted model, not a curated record
CACAUCCCCCAUAGAAAUCAGGCUUGUAUAAACAUACCUGUCAUUUCUAGUCUAUCUAAAUUGACUGAAGGGAUUGCAUGUCCACCCAGAGCUUUGCCAAAAAGGUGGGCGGAGGGGGGGUGGGAGCAGGCUGCCCUGAAUUCCGAAUCUGAGAGAUUCCGGAUGUGACAGGAUGUGGCUGCCCUUAUGUGGGCCAACACCAGAGUUUAUAAACUAAGUCUCCUCUAAAGACAUGAGAUGUUAUUCUGAGCGUGCCAUGAUAGAUACUGGUUUCACAGUGGGCUCCCCCCAACCCCCUCCCGGGCACUGAGUCAACUGUAGGGCAUUGUUCUUUGCGCUGAGAGCUUGCUUGGCAGAAGUUUCAUAACUCAUUCUAACGGUGAACUGUACAGCUCUUCAUUGUGGCCAGCCCUUUCAAGGUCGUAGAAAGGAAGAGUAACUCUUGCCAGAAAUCAGGAAAAAUUCGGUAGACAGAAUACGUUCAAGCCCGGCACAUCUAGCAUGUCUGUGAAUGCCAUAGGUGAGCUGCAGAGCCUACAUGACACUACAUUCCAUCACACCUCAGUGUACACUUACAGUCUAGGCAAAGACAUCAUUAUGGCAGCGGAUUCUAUGGAAAUUGAUGAUGCUCUGUACAGCCGACAGAGGUAUGUUCUUGGAGACACAGCUAUGCAGAAGAUGGCCCGGUCCCGUGUGUUCUUGAGUGGAAUGGGUGGUCUUGGUGUGGAGAUCGCUAAGAACGUAGUUCUUGCAGGAAUAAAGGCUCUCACUGUCCAUGAUACCCAGCAAUGCAAAGCAUGGGAUUUAGGAACAAACUUCUUUGUUCAAGAAGAUGAUGUUCUAAAUCACAGAAACAGGGCGGAGGCAGUACUUCCUCGCGUUGCAGAGCUGAACCCGUAUGUCCAAGUGAUGUCAUCAGCGGCCCCACUAAAUGAAACGACGGACCUGUCUUUCCUCCGACAGCACCAGUGUGUCAUAGUAACGGAGAUGCAGCUGUCACUGCAGAAGAAGAUCAAUGACUUUUGCCAUGCACAACACCCACCCAUUAAGUUCAUCAGUGCAGAUGUGUAUGGCAUCUGGGCACGCCUGUUCUGUGACUUCGGAGAAGAAUUUGAAGUCCUGGACACCACAGGAGAGGAGCCAAAAGAAAUAUUCAUUUCAAACAUAACACAGUCCAAUCCUGGUAUCAUCACUUGCUUGGAUAAUAAUCCACAUAAACUUGAAACUGGACAGUUUGUAACUUUUCGGGAAAUUAACGGCAUGUCGUGUUUAAAUGGAUCUAUGCAUCAAAUAACUGUGGUAUCACCUUAUUCUUUCAGUAUUGGAGAUACUACAGAUAUGGAGCCUUACUUACAUGGUGGUAUAGCUGUCCAAGUAAAGAUGCCUAAAACAUUUCAUUUCGAACGACUGGGGAAGCAGUUGAUUAAUCCAACAUACCUUGUGGCAGACUUCAGCAAACCUGAGUCCCCUCUGCAGAUUCACCUUGCCAUGCUGGCCUUGGAUCAAUUUCAGGAGAGUUUUGCUCGCAUGCCAAACAUUGGGUGCCUUCAGGAUGCUGAGGAGAUGCUGAAGAUAGCCAGGUCCUUAAGGGAAAAGCUGGAGAGCAAACCCCCGGUUAAUGAAGACAUUGUAAGAUGGCUGUCAAGAACAGCUCAGGGAUCUUUAGUGCCCCUCGCAGCGGCCCUCGGUGGUGUUGCCAGUCAAGAAGUCUUGAAAGCCGUGACAGGAAAGUUCUCUCCUCUGCAGCAGUGGCUGUAUCUCGAUGCCUUGGAAUUGGUCACAUCUCUAGAAAAGGCUGGUCGUGAAGAAUUCCUUCCAAGGGGAGAUAGAUACGAUGCCUUACGGGCCUGUAUUGGGGAGACCUUGUGCCUGAAGCUUCAUAAUCUGAAUGUUUUCUUAGUUGGUUGUGGUGCAAUAGGCUGUGAAAUGUUAAAAAAUUUUGCACUCCUUGGUGUUGGCACCGGCUGGGAACGUGGCAUGGUUACACUCACAGACCCGGACUUAAUAGAAAAAUCCAACCUAAAUAGGCAGUUUCUCUUCCGGCCACAUCACAUAGAGAAGCCCAAAAGUUGUACUGCGGCAGCAGCGACACUGCGCAUUAAUGGUCAGAUGAAGAUAGAACCACAUCUUAACAAAGUGUGCCCUGCUACUGAGAAUAUAUACAACGAUGACUUUUACACCAAGCAAGAUGUAGUGGUUACUGCACUAGACAAUGUGGAAGCAAGGAGAUACAUUGACAGCCGCUGCCUAGCAAACGUGUGUCCCCUCUUGGACUCGGGGACCAUGGGGACUAAAGGCCAUACUGAGGUCAUUGUGCCUCAGCUGACAGAAUCCUACAACAGCCACCGAGAUCCACCAGAAGAAGAGAUCCCGUUUUGCACUUUGAAGUCUUUCCCAGCGGCCACUGAGCACACGAUACAGUGGGCAAGAGACAAGUUCGAAAGUGCUUUUACGCACAAGCCUUCACUCUUCAACAAGUUCUGGCAAACCUAUCAAUCAGCAGAAGAGGUAUUACAGAGAAUAAAGUCCGGAGAGAGUUUGGAAGGCUCUUUUCAAGUGAUCAAAUGCCUCAGCAGAAGACCACGAAACUGGCAACAGUGUGUUGAACUAGCAAGAUUAAAAUUCGAGAAGUAUUUUAAUCAUAAGGCGCUCCAGUUGCUUCAUUCAUUUCCCCUUGAUACCCGAUUAAAAGAUGGCAGUCUGUUUUGGCAGUCACCGAAGAGGCCACCUUUCCCCAUUCGAUUUGAUUUCAAUGACACUUUGCACUAUAGCUUCAUAGUGAGUACAGCUAAGUUGUUUGCAACAAUUUACUGUAUUCCGUUUACAGAAAAGGACGUGUCAGAAGAAACCAUUUUAAAAAUAAUUUCUGGGGUGAAGGUUCAAGAAUUCCGACCUUCUAACAAAGUGGUGCAAACAGAUGAAACACUGAGGAAGCCGGAUCCCAUCCCAGUCAGCAGUGAGGACGAGAGGAAUGCUGUCCUUCAGCUGGAGAAUGCCAUCUUCGCCAACGAAGCGACCAGAAAUGACUUGCAAAUGAAGGAACUUGCCUUUGAAAAGGACGAUGACAGUAAUGGGCACAUAGAUUAUAUAACAGCUGCGUCUAAUCUGCGAGCCAGAAUGUAUAACAUUGAACCAGCAGACCGGCUGAAAACCAAGCGGAUUGCUGGGAAGAUCAUCCCUGCCAUCGCAACCUCGACAGCUGCUGUUGCUGGCUUGGUUGCUUUGGAAUUGAUCAAAGUUGUGGGUGGUUACCCUUUCCAAGCAUAUAAGAACUGUUUUUUCAACUUGGCCAUUCCAGUAAUUGUCUUUGCAGAAACAGCUGAAGUGAGAAAAACAGCUAUAAGAAAUGGGAUAUCAUUUACAAUCUGGGAUAGAUGGACAAUUUAUGGGAAAGACGAUUUCACACUCUCGGACUUCAUAAAUGCCGUCAAAGAGAAAUACGGGAUUGAGCCCACCAUGGUGGUUCAAGGAGUUAAAAUGCUGUAUGUCCCUGUCAUGCCUGGGCAUGUGAAAAGAUUGAAGCUGACGAUGCAGAAACUUGUGAAACCAUCAGUGGAUAAGAAGUAUGUGGACCUCACGGUGUCCUUUGCUCCAGAAACAGACGGUGACGAAGACUUGCCAGGGCCCCCAAUCAGAUACUAUUUUGCCCAUGAAGACAACUGACGCAGGACCAUGUGAAUAGAAAGUGGCAUCUAUCCAUUAAAAAUGUGGUACUACACACUUGGUUGAAGCCUUAAUUCAAAAGUAACCGGUGGAAGUCAGUGAAUUGAAGUGAGGAGCUGUAUAGGAAACUGGAUCUCUAGUUUAUCUAGUCUCUUCCUGAAAAGGAUCUCCAACUUGUUGGAAAGUGAAGCUCUCUUAGGAGAAGACUGGCUUGCAUUAACCUCCGCAGGAAGCCAAGAACUGUGGAGUUAUCUGCAUUGUACAAGCAAAACAUUAAAUGUGGAAGCAGUCAAGAUUAAGAGAAAUGCAUUUCUUUUAUUGCAGUGUUCCUCUGCAUUUUAGCCCUGAGGCAGUUU